UUUAGAGUUACUUAUGAAAUCUGCAAACAUUUUCAUGAUUUAUGAGGGCACUAUGUUAAUCAUUAACUCCGAGACAAUGUAUGCCUCAUUCGGUGAGUGAAUAGCCUACUUGAAUUUAAGUGUAGUUGUAGUUACACAUGUUUGGGAUAUCUCUACGAUAAAAGGAAAUCUUGCACCCACUUCUGCAAGAUGUCUGAUAUGUACUCAUUAGAUAGUAGCACUGGACUAAGCAGUAAUAAGUCAUCAAAGAGACCGUUGAUAAUAGCAACAGUUGUAGCAGCAGUUGUUGGAAUAGCCAUAGGCGUCCUGAUUGGUUACUUUUCCCGCACUGUUCCAGCAGCCGAAAGAAUUACAAAUCCGGACUAUGAACGACUUAUUAAAGAAGCUGAUCCGGGUAUUACGCAAUUUCUUAUUGAUGAGAUCAGCAAUGUGAACAUCGAGAACAACCUGAGAUACCUUACUCUGAAGCCACAUUUAGCAGGAACGCCGGAAGAUUUUGAAUUGGCCAAUUAUCUGAAGAAAGAGUGGCUAAAAAAUGGUAUUGAAGAGGUGGAUACCGUCCCGUAUGAUAUUUUGUUGGACUACCCAGGAAACGUUACCAUAAAUCCAAACUUGGUACAGAUAUUUUCGAAAGAUGGCGAUGAAAUUUACACGGCAAGUGUUACAGAAAAAGUUUUGGAUAAACAACAAGAAAGAUCCGAUAUUGUACCUCCAUUCCUGGCCUAUGCAAAAAAUGGAACUGUAGAAGGGGAGCUCGUGUAUGCUAAUUAUGGAUCCAUAGACGACUUUAAAAAGCUAACAGACGACUUAGGAGUUAAUGUGACUGGAAAGAUUGCCAUUGUGCGAUAUGGGAGACUAUUUCGAGGAGAUAAGGUUAAACAUGCAGCGAUGUUUGGUGCUAUCGGGUGUAUUAUAUACUCUGACCCCAAGGACUUUACAAUGCCUGGUGAGCCAGUCUUCCCAAAAUCCUGGUGGAAACCUGGUUCUGCUGUGCAGAGAGGGUCUACAAUGGAGGGUUAUGGAGACCCCUUAACACCUGCAUAUCCAGCAAAUGAAUUUGCCUACAGAAAGGAAAUUAAAGACGCAGAAGGGCUUCCUACAAUACCUGCACAUCCUAUUGGCUACGACGAUGCCAUUCAUUUCUUUGAGAGUUUCAAUGAAACCACACAAGAGGUGCCAGAAGAGUGGAAGGGAGGCAUGAAUAUAACAUACAGAUUAGGUGGUGCUAUGAAAGAUGGCAGGAAAGUCAAGUUAACAGUGCAGAAUGAACGCCAAGUGAAAAGAACUUAUAACACCAUUGGUUACAUCAAGGGAGACGUUGAACCAGAUCGUUAUGUUUUGAUUGGAAAUCACCGUGACGCAUGGGUAUUUGGAGCCAUCGACCCUACAAGUGGCACGGCAGUUCUGCUGGAACUUUCACGUGUCUUUGGAAAACUUUUGAAAGAGAGAAAUUGGCGUCCUAGAAGGACCAUAGUGUUCUGUAGUUGGGGAUCCGAAGAAUAUGGUCUUAUUGGAUCGACUGAAUGGGUUGAGGAAUAUAUCAAGAAUAUUGCCACUAGGUCUGUCGGGUAUCUCAACGUAGAUAUUGCCGCAACGUGGCAUUACAAAUUGAAAGUCUCGGCUACACCUCUAUUGUAUAAUGUAACUCAUAUAGCCACGAAAAGGGUUCCGGACCCAGAGCCAAACCUGUUCAGUAACGUUUAUGAGUCUUGGAGAACCAGGAACCCAGCUAAUUCCUCAGAUUCCGACAGUUUACCUGCAAUAGGCAAUCUAGGGGCUGGAAGUGACUAUGCACCAUUUCUUCAGCGUAUUGGAAUUCCAGCUAUAGACUUUACGUAUACGUACGACACUAAUAAAUGGAAGAUUGCGAGUUAUCCAUUGUAUCACACUGGAUACGAGAUGUUUUCAUUGGUUAAGAACUACACGGAUCCAGAAUUUAAAUGGCAUCAAUCAAUGGGAAGGAUCGCUGGCGAGACAUUGCGAAUUCUCUCAGAUACUUUGCUACUGCCUGUAGAUGUCCGCAAUUACGCUACGCAGAUUGCUACGAUGUUUGCAACUAUCAAGGCUGUUCAUAAUGAUAGGGUCGUCGCAAAGGGAUUAAAAUUUGACUACUUUGAAUCCGCUGUUAAUAACUUUACAAAGGCAACAAAUGAUUUUCAUGGAAGUUUGGCCCAAGUGAAUCUUAAAGACCCAAUAGCAGUCCGUAUGGCGAAUGAUAAGAUGAUGAUGUUAGAAAGAGCUUUCAUUGAUCCUCUUGGGUUACCAAGAAGACCAUUAUAUAGGCAUGUUGUAUAUGCACCUAGUGUUCGAGAUUCUUACACGGGGGCUGGAUUUCCCGGACUCACUGACGCACUAUAUGAUAUUGAUUCCCUAGCUGGAGAUGAAUCCACCGAAAGAUGGAUAGAAGUUGAACAACAGUUGGCCGUUACUGCUUUUACUAUACAAUCUGCAGCGACAACAUUAAUGGGACAUGUGAAACUAUUUCAUUGAAGAAUGAGCGUUUAUUGUGCGUCCAUUAUCUUAAAGUUUCUUGGCGACUGUGUUUAUUUGUGUUUAUAUUACAUUUAUAUGUAAUGUCUAUGAACACUACUGGACUUGGUUGAAUUUCAUUCUGCACUGUGCACAUGAAUAUUCCAUGACUGUACGUUAUGAGCUUUGUAAAUUAUAUGACUAUUUUUCUUAUUAAAAUAUAUGUAGAUAAUGCUUCUCCA
Molecule: messenger RNA, 2711 nt
Organism: Owenia fusiformis
Lineage: Eukaryota; Metazoa; Annelida; Polychaeta; Sabellida; Oweniidae
Source: the annotation of a GenBank genome assembly